CGGCGUGUUGUGCAUGGCUUAAACUCAUCUCAUAGGUGCGCACGAUGAUUCAUUCGGCACGCAAACACGCACACGUCUGUCCGUCAGCGAGUGACACACACACAAAAUAACAGUAGUGUCUGUGCUAACAUAACAGACUAUACACCGCCACGCAUGGAAUACCGAGCUUCCCGUCCCCACCACACCACACCAACCACCCCAUUCAUUAUAUACUCAAUCAAGAGCCCGCAGAUAUGCCAUGCAAUCCCUCUCCCGCCGUCUCGUCUCAUCCCGCCUCUCUGCCGCCUCCCACGCACUCGAGACGCCCAUCACCACCCACUCGGGCAAAUCGGCACUGAAGUCAUCCCGCUCUUCGUAUUUCACCACAGUCAGAGCUCUGAGCUUUUCUUCGGCCCUCGACCGCCACCACCCCCUGCCCCUCCCCCUCGUGGCCGCCAGCCGUUUCAUGUCGCGGUGUGAGUGCGGGGCGGUGAGGGAUGCGGGCGGGGGAAGGGGUAUGCCGAGUGGCGGUACUGCACCAAUGUCUCUCUGAUGGGGGAUGCAUGGCCCACCCGUGUGGUCCAUCUGCCGCCUCUCAGGGUCAGCGGUGAGGGCUGGCGACGAUGAGGCCGCAGACAGCUGAGCGGUUUCCUUGGGCUCCUCUGCCGCUUCUUCCAUCACAUGGCGGGGGGGCAUGCGGAUGAAAUCCUCCAGCGACAUAAUCGGAGCCUCACCCUCAUCGGCCGAUGAUGCCGGCUGCGCCUCAAUAGCCCUCCUCUCCUCGUCCGACGGCAACUCAACAGCAGCAGCAGCAGCAGCAGCGAUAGACUCCGACGGCUGAGCCACUUCUGACCCUCGACGGUCCUCUCCCUCAACCAUAGGCACAGCAGAUGGCAGGCCCGGUGCUGGUGCUGGCUCAGCGGUCUUAUCGGCAGCUUGCUGGUCCUCGGAGCUCUUCCCCUCAGCAGCAGCGGGUGGGUGCGACACGGCCGCAUGAGCACCGCCCCCAGCAGAUGGCGAGCCAGGCACACGCGCAAUGGGCGGCCGGACCUGCCGCAAUGGCGGCAGAAAAGACAGCAUUGUCUUGUCGUCAACAGACCUUGCCGAUCGCGAGCCGAGCUCGUCGGCUUCAUGUUCCUGCUGCUGCUGCUUGCGUGAGGGAGGCAGCACCGGCAGGGAGGGUGUUGGGCUGCCUGGCGCGUGUGGGUGUGGCGGCAGAACGAGAGGGGGCUGCUGCUGCUGCUGCUGCUGUGUCUGGGGCUGUGGUUGCGUUGAAGGGGAGGAAGGGAAGGACGGAAAAGGGAUAACUGUGGUGGCGGUGAUGGAGGUGGGGCAGCUGGGCGAGGCAGGCACCGACGCACCCCGCCCUGCAGCACCGGGCUGGGCACUGGCAGUGGCCAUCCACGAGCCAAAGAACGAUGACACCACGGGGCUCUGAAAGACACAGACAGACAGACAGACAGACAGACAACACAUUCUUGGCCAUUCAUUUGCCGCGUCCUGUGUCCUCACCACCAGUGUCUGCGGGGGGGUUGGUAGUGUCGGCAUUGUCGGCAAUGUCGGCAAGCUCAGCCGCCGGAAUGCUGCAGCAGUGCGGGAGGGCGCCAGCAGCCAAUCGGGUAUCUCCCCAAGACCGAUAGAGUGGAUGAACUCGUUGGCGAAGUGACACGAGUUGCGGUCGACUGCGUCGUAGGAGUCGGCUCUCCAGUCGCUUGCCAUCCGCCUGAGAAUGAACUUUAUCUCCUCCUCGCUGCGACGGGUGAACCCCUGACACCCAACACAGCACAGCACAACAACCGUGCCAGCCAGAGUGAUGCUGCUUCACUUCACUUCACUCUGCCCUUUGCUCUCUCACCAUUUCGAUUCGCUGCCUGUGUGUGAAGCCCUGCUUUGGGCCGCCGGGAUUCCAGCUCACAGCGAUGCCUACAGAGGGAUAUUGACGAAAGUGAGCAGACGAUAAGCGGCGAGAUGACAAGCGAGUCCUCCAUCAGCAUAUGACUGGCUGACCUGAGUCGUUGAUGCAGCCUGGGCGGCUCUCGCUGCUGAAGUCCAGUUCCUUCUUGUAGACCUCCACGCCGCAGUGGUACACGCCUGCAUGGCAUGCAGACAGCACACGGAGACCUCCAUGCACGCCUCUAUAGAAGUGUCGAGGAAAACAGUGCUUUGGCAGUGGUUCGUUCUGUUACCCGUGCCGAUUGCUCGCAUGAUCUGACCGAUUGCAGGGUGUGCAGGGUCAUACACGUGCACGUACACAGGACUCCCAUGCUCAUCCAUUUCGCUCUUUCCCUCC
Vitrella brassicaformis is the source of this 2269-nucleotide messenger RNA. NCBI's taxonomy places the organism in Eukaryota, Vitrellaceae. The record is from the annotation of a GenBank genome assembly.